Messenger RNA from Nothoprocta perdicaria, 1532 nucleotides. It is a transcript of the gene CCDC65, whose product is annotated as coiled-coil domain containing 65. The transcript is spliced from 8 exons. The record is from RefSeq and is a predicted model, not a curated record. Gene Ontology annotation, biological process: regulation of cilium movement; axonemal dynein complex assembly; cilium-dependent cell motility. Gene Ontology annotation, cellular component: axonemal dynein complex; axoneme. Bases 1 to 1473 code for a protein of 490 amino acids. NCBI's taxonomy places the organism in Eukaryota, Metazoa, Chordata, Aves, Tinamiformes, Tinamidae.
AUGCCGCGGAAGCGGCGGCUCCGGCCGCCGGCGCCGCUGCCGGAGGAGGAGCGGCUGCUGCUGCUGCAGGCGCAGGCGCUGGCCGAGGAGGAGGCGGCCAAGAAGAAGAGCGAGAUGCUCACGCAGUUCCUGAAGGACAAGCUGACCAAGGAGGAGCAGAGCAGCGCCCUGAACCUCAGCAAGAUCAACACGCAGUGGCGCGCGGUGCUGCGCGCGGCCAAGGCGCGGGAGCUGCGCGCCGACCUCGAGAUCUUGAGCCAGACCUUCGCGCGCGUCGCCGACUGCAAGGACAGCGUCAUCCAGUCCCUGGCCAGGGAGCUGGCGGAGGCCGAGGCGCAGCACGGCCGGGCCCUGUGCAGCCACCUGCGCAACGUGGACCGGCUGCUGCAGCUGCAGCGCUGCCGCCUGCGCUACCUGCGCGAGGACUACGACGCCGAGCUGCUGGCCCUGCAGAGGGACUUCGAGCUGGAGAGGAGAGCCAUCGUGGAGCAGCACAAGCAGGAGUGCAGCUACCUGCAGGGCGUCAUGCUGGCCGUGGAGCAGAACUUCGUGGAGAACAACUACGAGGCCACGCUGAACUUCCAGAGCGCCUGGGACGACAUUAAGAACAAGCAACUGGAGGAGAAGCAGCUCAGCCGCCUGCACCUGGGCAGCAAGGUGGAUUCCCUGUGGAAGCAGUUCCAGCAGGUCCUGCACAGCUACACGGAGGCCACGGAGGACCGGAAAAUCGCCUUCGAGGUGCUCAAGCAGAAGGACGAGAAGAGCUCCAAGGAGAUAGAGAUGCAGACGCGGAAGUUGCAGAGGCUGCAGGACUCCAUCGCGGCGGCGCGGGGCCGGCUGGCGACUCGCCUGCAGGAGAGCGAGGAGCAGAACCGGCAGGUGCGGCGCGACAAGGACGUGGUGCUGCGGCGGCUGCAGGCGCUCAAGAAGGAGCUGGCGCGGGCGCGGGCCGAGGCACGCGGCGGCCUGGCCGCGCUCACGGCGCAGAGCGGCGCUGCCCUCGCGGCGCUGACGCGCGCGGUGGCCAAGGCCGAGCGCAUCCUGCGGCUGGCCGAGAUGUGCCGCAAGCUGGAGGCGGAGGAGGAGAAGGUGCUGCCCUUCUACGCCUGCUCGCUGGGCGAGCAGGAGCAGCGGGACGCGGAGCAGCUGCUCCAGGAGACGCCUGCGGAGCCUCUGGCGCAGGCCCUGCGGGACUACGCAGCCAUGGAGCGUUUCUGGCAGCGCUUCAACAAGGCGAAGCUGGAGGAGCUGGCGCUGGCGCGGGAGAAGGCGGCUCUGAGCCUCCGCAACGGGCGCCUGCGGCAGCUGCUCCGCCAGUACCUGCAGGGCAUCUCGGUGAGCGACGAGGUGCUCCGCGAGCCCAACGCGCUGCUGGCCGCGCGGCCCCACGGCCCCGGCGCCCGGCCCCGCGCCCGCGAGGGCCCCACGCGCAACCUCGUGGAGGCCGCGCACGUGGCCUCGCGGCUGCUCUGAGCCUCCUCGCCGGCGAGGCCGCCAGCCGCCCCACGAGCGGCACGGGGACCGUGGUGGCG